Molecule: messenger RNA, 2156 nt
Organism: Hydractinia symbiolongicarpus
Lineage: Eukaryota; Metazoa; Cnidaria; Hydrozoa; Anthoathecata; Hydractiniidae
Exons: 5
Coding region: 235-705 (156 amino acids)
Source: RefSeq, a predicted model, not a curated record
UUGUAUUUAGCUGCAAAAUGCGAUACAUUUUCUGAAGGAUUCUGAACGUGUGUAAGUAUUUUUCAAUCCGCUUUUGUAUGCAGGCUAUUAUGAGUAAAUAAUUUAAAGCAAUCUAAUGUGGCUAAGUGAACACAAUCGUCAUAUUAAAAGAUUAUCUGCGAUAAAUUUUCCAUCAAUUGUGUAUGCCAGCGCAAUGCAUCCUUUACAAGGAUUGAUGCAACCAUCAGUCCCAGUAUGCAGCUACAAGCACCAACCACCCCUGGGCCAACCGAAGAACCACCAACUCCAACUGAUAAAGGCAAAGGAAAGGGAGGCAUCAUAGCUGGUGCUGUAAUUGGUGGCAUCAUUUUCGUUGCACUGAUUGUGGUUGGCAUAGUUCUGUUCUUACGAUGGAAAAAAAAUCAUCCGUCCAAAACUGAUACAAGUGAACAAAUGAAAAGCUUGAAAACGACCAAAUCAACAGAAGAAGGGGUGCACUAUGCCUCAACAGACGUCACAGUACCUCCAGAGAAACGUGAUCAACAAGUUUACGCUCAAGUUGACCGAAGUGGUGGUGGUGGAAGAGAUGGACCUAAACCGGAAGUCGUAAAAAGUGAUUACGCGCAAAUGCAAGUCGAUGCUGAUGGUUAUCCUGCUUCUGGUCCAACGAGCAGCACGCCACCGGACGAAUACGAAGAUGGGAUUUCAAGUGGUGUUGUGGUGUGAGAGGUGGCCGGUGGCCUCUGGCUGGUGCUAAGGGCGAGUUCUGUGUGAAAAUCAUUAAAGAAGGAAUCGAGAAAUUGAUUAUAUUUUGUCGCUUAUGUGAAUGAAUAGGUAGAUUAAACCAAUCCUUCUCGAAUCUUCAAAUUUCACUGUUUUUUUCUACAUCUUUCCUGAUUUUAGCAUGCCUAUAAAUUGUUUCUAAAUUAUGGCGUACUCAAGUGUUAAUAAGGUGUUCCGUGCAAGCAGUCCUGCUGUCUUUGUGUUAACUUUUGCUGCAGUCAGUUAUUAAACCUGCUUUGUAAAGUUUUACUUACAGGGACGGUUGAUUUUCAAGGUUUAAGUAUUUUAAGACAUUUUUUUAUUUGAUUUUUUAAUUCGAAAUCUGCAUUUGUAUUAUAUUAGACAUUGAGAUUCUUAUUUGCACUUAGCUAUAGAAUUGUUAUGUAAGGGAUAGGUAAUAUGAAACUGCACGACUAUUUCAAUUUACUUUUAUCCUUUUGUCUUGAUAUAAUUCUUAGUUUUUAUCUUCAGUAUAUUCUAACUUUAAAGUAGAGGCGUUUAGAGUAGAGUAGAGGCUCAGUAGAGGCGUCAAUUGAUAAUUUGCUUGAAUUUUUUUGAUUCUACAUUCUAAAAAGUAAAACUAAUCUGCUGCUUUAAUUACUGAGAAAGUAAAACUAGUUAGCUGUAAUUCUAGGAAAGCGUUUUGACAAAUUGCUAUUACUUUUGGUAAAGUAAAGCCAAUUUGAUCAUGUAGUCUACUGACUAAAAUGUUUAAGAUUUUUAAUUAUAGAUUAAAAAAAUUUGUUAUUGUUUUUUUUAUUAAGGGAUUUUUUAUGAGUUUCAUUAUUUUUAAAGUUUGAGGCUCAUGAAACUAGAAUUCCAUUUUACAGUUGUCACUCAUUAAAAUAAUCUGACUCUUGAGGCAAAAACAAAGUUCUUACAAAAGGUAACCUGAUCGUGGUGAAACACAGGAGUUUUAAAUAACCCUCAAAAAUACGUUUUACGUGUUAAGUUUUUACUUUCAAUUCCAUAUAUACGUUUUUUUUAUGUAAGAAACAAAACUUUUUUAUGUCAUGCCGGAAGUUCCUUAACUUUAAUGUUUCAUACCUUUAAAUCCUUUUAAACAAGUGACCUGUCUAUUUUUUAAUCCCAGCCUUGCUUUAAGGGAACUUGUGUUUCUUAUAAAAAAGGACGGUGUAUAUGGUGAAAUUUAUUUUAAAGAAACUGCUAUCAUCUCAUCCCUCUUUCUAUACACUUAUAUUUACUUUUGUUCAUCCGAGAAACAUUUCCUGGGUUCUAGUUUACAUUGCUGUCAAAUGUAUUAAGAUUAAGUAUUAAGUAUAUGUCGAAAUUCGUGUUGUGUUACUUUUUAUCGGGUUAAUUAUGUUUUUGUGUUACUACGGUAAUAUUGUUAUAUUUGUUGUGGGUUAAUGAAAAUAAAGUUUCCAAGUUGA